Molecule: messenger RNA, 1233 nt
Organism: Mytilus trossulus (common blue mussel)
Lineage: Eukaryota; Metazoa; Mollusca; Bivalvia; Mytilida; Mytilidae
Product: piRNA biogenesis protein EXD1-like
Exons: 1
Coding region: 10-1233 (407 amino acids)
Biological process (GO): piRNA processing
Cellular component (GO): PET complex
Molecular function (GO): nucleic acid binding; 3'-5' exonuclease activity
Source: RefSeq, a predicted model, not a curated record
UAGAUAUCAAUGGCAACCAAGCGUAAAUUAGAACCAGAUUAUGAAGACCAGCAGCAGCAAUCCGACGGUACAACGAGCGAUAAGAAGAUCAAACAUAAUUCCGCUAAUAACGAUACUUCUUCCGAUGUUCACAAGGUAAAUGAAACUAACGGUUCUCACACAGAUGAUGUAAGUAAAAGAGAAUCACCAGGGGCAAUAAUCCAAAGCGGGUCAAUACAAUUACGUAAUUCAGAACCAGACAGCGAAGACCAAAAACAGCAGUCCGACGGUUCAACCUGCAAUGCAAAUAAGACUACCGAUAAUAACGAAGCCGAUGUUUUAUAUGAGAGAGAAUCAAAUGGAGAACAAACACUUAGCGGGUCGAUACACUUACGUAAUUCAGACCCAGAUAACGAAGAAGAUCAACAGCAGCAGUCUGACGGUUCAACCACCAAGGCAAAUAACAUUAGCGAUUCCAACUCGGAUGAUGUUUUAUACAGGAGAGAAGCGGCAGUAGAAACAACCCAAACUGGGACAAUACAAGUUGGAAUAAACGAAACAAGUUCUUACAAAUAUAUUGACACGAAGGGAAAGUUCAGUUCUGCAAUCAAUGAGCUAAACGACAAGAUUAAAGACGGCAAAACCAUAGCAUUGGACUGUGAAGGAGUUGACUUAUCAAGAUUUGGAUGCGUAACGAUGGUUAAUAUAGGUACUAGAGAUAUGGUCUAUCUAAUUGAUGUUUUAAAGAUAGGAGACAGCGUAUUCGAUGACGGGCUUCGCUUUAUACUCGAAAAUAGUACUAUUGAAAAAUUAAUGUUCGACUGUCGUGAAGACGCAGAUGCUUUAUUUCAUCUACAUAAAGUAAACAUUGACGGGGUAUUAGAUGUUCAGCUGUUAGAAUUGAGUAACAGGAUUUAUAGAAAUGGAUACACAAUACUGGGCAGUCUAGAGAAAUGCCUUCAAAAAUUUCUUUCAGACGAUACUCUCCUUAGAUUGAAAAAACAGGGACGGGAAACUAUGCUCACUACAACAAAAAUAUGGAAAGAUAGACCCCUGAGUGAAAGUAUGCUGAAAUAUGCAGCUGUGGAUGUUCUAGCACUUUUCAAGUUAUAUGAUAAGUUUAAAAACAGAAUGACACUAAAGACUUUGAAAGCUGCAUCUAGCCUAUACUGUAACAACAAAAGAUCUCGAGCAAGAACAUAUCGUGAUGGAGAUGCCCAUUUGCCGAUACGCGUGCGUGAUAUAAUACUGUAA